AAAACCACGAGAGGCGACGGAAACGGAAGUCUGUUUUGAUUUGGUCGAUGACGUCACGGUGGCCAGGGUCGCUAAUGGCUGGGAAACAACAACUGUCGGCGCGAGACAAACUUUCCCAAACUUGUACUGGGACGACAGAAAGUUAUAAAUAGCCAAGCGUUUCGUUUUUACAGCAGUUUAUCCGCGUUCUUCUGAUUUUUUUGUUUGUGUUUACAAAUGCAGAAUUACUGAUGGAUCCGAGGUAUGACAUACCGCGGAGGGCCGCCGGUAGCGGCGGGGACUCCUCGAAUUCGUCCCCGGCUCUGGGGGCGCAGUCGCGCCGCAGGAAGAUGCCGCCUAGACCCGCUGAUUUUAAACUUCAAAUUAUCAUUAUUGGCUCCCGUGGGGUCGGUAAAACCAGCAUAAUGGAGAGAUUUACGGAUGACACUUUCUGCGAAGCUUGCAAGUCGACCGUAGGAGUUGACUUCAAAAUCAAGACAGUGGAGCUGAGAGGGAAGAAGAUCCGACUACAGAUAUGGGACACCGCUGGUCAGGAGAGGUUCAACAGCAUCACAUCAGCCUACUACAGAGGCGCCAAGGGAAUAGUGCUGGUGUAUGAUAUCACAAAGCAGGAGACCUUUGAAGACCUGCCCAAAUGGAUGAAAAUGAUUGACAAGUACGCCUCAGAGGAAGCAGAGCUUCUCCUGGUCGGCAACAAGCUGGACUGUGAGACUGAUCGAAUCAUCUCCAGACAGCAGGGAGAGCGGUUUUGCUCUCGAAUAAGUGGAAUGCGCUUCUGCGAAGCGAGCGCCAAGGAUAAUUUCAAUGUGGACGAGAUCUUCCUGAAGCUUGUGGAUGACAUCCUUUGCAAGAUGCCUCUAGAGGUUCCCAACAGCGAGCUUUCCAACAGCGUCCUGUCUCUGCAGCCCGAACCGGAAGUGCCUCCGGAGUUGUCACCUCCCCGCAUGCGCUGUUGCUGAGAGUCAGAGUGGUCCCCCAUCUCUGUCUCUGUGAUGCACACACACACACACACACACACACACAACACACAACACACAACACACAGACAUGCAGUGUACCAGUGGGGCCACCAGGGGGAAGCAAAAAGCAGCCGUUUGAUGUUCCUAACUGUUGAUGUAGGAUGCAUGGACUCUCAACAACCAGUAUUAUCCUCCCUGGUUUUUCUCCUGUUUCCUCACUGUUCACCACGACAUGAACUAGACUAACACUCAUUUUACCAGAUCCUUUUGUCCACUGCCCUUGAGCCAGACUACCUCACUCCUCGGCCCUCGAGGUGGAGAGCCCUCUGGUAGCCGUUGCAAAUUGUACAAGAUGCAGAUUGAUGAGGUUCUUACAGCUUCCUGGUGAAUACUCAUCACAUAUACUGUACACUUUGUUUGACAUUGUCCAAGUUGCCCCCACGGUCUGGUAUGUCUGAAUCAUUCAGCUUUCAGAAAAAACUAUAACGAUAUCUUAUGUCUCCUCGGCUUAGUUUAGAUUCUGGUACAGAUGUUUUAUUCUUACUGAUGGGCGUGAUCACCAAGUGACGAGUUGACUUGCAGUAAACAAAAGCACAUGAUGUACAUACGGUGUGUUGCUGUGAUGACUGGACAAGGUGCAGAUGUUUGGAGCCAGCGAUAGGUGGUUGUGUUGUGGCGGAUCAUUUUGGUUUCCAUCCCUUUUGCCUUAAAGUGUUAUAGUGGCUAAACGGCUCACUUCACAAUUUGUGUACAUUUUUAUGUUUUGCACUACAAUCCAUCUCCCCUAGUGAAUCUGACUUGCGGAAAACAGAACGUACACAACAUGUAGUGGAGAUCAAUGAUUGUAAAGGGAGUGGCUGUUCUGAUCUCCCUGUUAAAGUGGGGUGGAGAUGCAAGGAAAGAUGGGUAAUGUAGUCUUUGAACAAUUGGUGUUUUGAAAGGGGCACUUUUUCCAUGUGUGUUUCUGGCUUCUUAGAGGAAAUAAUGAGUAACUUGUGGACACACACACAUGGUUUUACCUUUUUUUGUUACUAAUACCGCAAAAUACUUUUUUUCUUCUCUUGGCUACCUUUUUUUGGGGGUGCGGGGGGGGGGGGGGGGUGGACUGUUUUGAAGGACUCAGGAAAUUUUGAUGGACUCAUAUCUGCUCAUUUUGACAGGCUUCUAUUGUAGACUUGAUUUGAGUUUCAUAUCACAUUAUUGAAAAAACAUCUUUAUAUGAAAUCUGGCUUGGAGGGUAUGUUUGUGAUGGAAAAGAAAAGGACAGCAGAUUUAAAUAUCUGAUUUUGUAGUUUGUUACAGACCAGUAUGGGUGUUUCCCAGUGCUUGUACAUUUUUGAAGAAAAAAAAAACCUAGGUUUUGCAUAUUAAGCCCUCCUGUGUUCAUAGAUAUUAAUCCAUUUAAUUCUUGUCUUUUUUUGUUAAAUGAAUGCAAUAUUGUAGCACUGUGGGUUGUUUUGUUGUUACAUGUUAAGUAGUGAGGACUUGUUUUAACAUGACAUAAACAGACUUUGGUGAUUUUGUUUUUGUUAAAGUCCAUGUUUUGAGGACUUAAGAUGGCACAUUAUGAAUAAUUGGAUUGUCCUAUGCCAAAACAAAUUGUGAUGCCUUUUGCUAACAAACCAGUCAAUGACAACAAGCAUAUCUUGCAAUGAGAUUACCUUCCAACCAACAACCAUACAACUUAUGUGCCAAAAUGUUUUCUUGUGUCUUGUAAUGACAAACGUCUUUUGACCUUGUUUUGUGUAGUGAAACCCUCAAUUGCCGCACUAACCCUUUGGUCUUCGUUUUAAUAGCCAAGCCUUAUUCUACUCAGUGUUAUAAAUAUACAUUUUAAGAAAUGUUUUUAUUUGAAAUGCGUUGUCCUUUCAGAAGGAUCACUGCUUUGCAUUAAACCUUUUUUAAGUCUUUUGAGAGGUUUUGGCAUGUUUAAAGCAGAUUUGUGGUAUUUAUAACUUGUGGCAUUGUUGAACUAAUGAGAUGCAAUUAAAGAUAUCUAUAUUUAUUACCAUAUUAUGGUCCUGAUUGUAUUAUAUCCUCGUCAUACCCCAGCAAGGGUCUUUGAGUGGAUUCCAGGAACAAAUAAAUGAUCAUUUGCUCACUUUCAA
This is a messenger RNA of Pungitius pungitius (ninespine stickleback), 3067 nucleotides long. It is a transcript of the gene rab12, whose product is annotated as RAB12, member RAS oncogene family. Gene Ontology annotation, biological process: regulation of exocytosis; Golgi vesicle fusion to target membrane; protein localization to plasma membrane. Lineage: Eukaryota; Metazoa; Chordata; Actinopteri; Perciformes; Gasterosteidae. The coding region runs from base 231 to 959 and encodes 242 amino acids. The transcript has 6 exons. Gene Ontology annotation, cellular component: endosome; trans-Golgi network transport vesicle; plasma membrane. The record is from RefSeq and is a predicted model, not a curated record. Gene Ontology annotation, molecular function: GTPase activity; GTP binding.